This is a messenger RNA of Mesocestoides corti, 861 nucleotides long. Lineage: Eukaryota; Metazoa; Platyhelminthes; Cestoda; Cyclophyllidea; Mesocestoididae. The record is from the annotation of a GenBank genome assembly.
CUACCCUUGCCGACAGUGAAGCGGCUUGAGUGGCAUGUGGACGAGAGGUUUCACCGCGAUGUCCUGUUCGCACACGUGGACGCCUACGACCAGUUUCGUGACAACCUGCAGGUCGACUGCAUGGACGGUGAAAAGAGGCUGACGAGGACGCUGUGCACGAAGGCGGGUGUCAGUGCCGAUGCCAUGGUUCAGCUUGCAAUCCAGACUUCACCGUGUUCAACGCGGCUUAUCUGGGACUUCGGAUGGGACUUAAGAGGCUGGAGUGAUCCUCUACACUGCAUCGGGCUUGUAAUUGGUUGUGUACUUUUAAUUACCGGUUCACAGUUGGCCCACGACAAGGUGCACAACCAGCCAGCAGCGACAAGCAAAUCCUGCAGCACGGCGGCUUUCAAACACGGUCGUUCUGAGACCAUUCGACCUGCCACCUUGGCAACGCGUCACUUCCUUGAACUAGUCCGCCUCGAAGAAUCCUCUAGAGGCCCACCGGCUUUGACUGAUGACCUUCUCGCCGCGAUUCACCAGUGUUCAAAAACUCACGUUAGACUUGUAAGGGAGGCCGCUGCAGGACAGGGCUGGGAUAGCCACCUGCUUGCCCUGAAGCACUUCGCAGACGCGGAAGCUCUCGCCCUGCCCCUGCCACAAAUCUUCACAGACCCCAACUAUGCCCGCAUCAAUGACGUCAUCCUCUCCACAAACACAUUUUCCUCACCAGCGGUGCGUAUUGGCGCGUUCGCUCCCACCUCACCUAACGGAUACGGCAUUUGCUACUCUAUCACAGUAGGUAUACUUCAUUCUUGUCCUCGGGUCUACAAGUUGAAAGCCAAGUUUCUUGAAUUGAUUGCCGCCCACGCACGCUGCUGA